AAGAAGCAAAGAAGGAAAGAAAAAAGCUCAAAAAAGGCCCGAGCUUUGAAGACACGUCUCUCCCCAUUUUUUUGCUAAACCAAACCCAUCAAUCAAUUCCUUUCCUCAUUUCUCACCCACUCAGUUGCUCUCUCUCUCUCUCUCUCUCUCUCCCUGUUUUUGAUCGCCGGAGGCACUAAAGGUCAAAUCUUUGACCUCAAUGGCUCUGCAGACCACGACUGCCGCCAAUGCCCUGCUCCCAAAAUCGGUUCUUUCUGUCAAUUCGCCGAAGAUCGAGGUCGGGAGAGUGGCCGGAGGUGAAGUCUGGAGAAGAAACCGAAGGGGGUUUUGUGUGUGUAAGAGCAGCGAUGCUGGGAAGAAUUGUGGGGUGCCCAAUUCGAAUUAUGUGGUGCCCUUAGACAAAUCGUUUUCGUAUAACUCGUCGUGUAUCACUCGGCCUCUGGCUGAGAUUCUCAGGGACCUCAACAAGAGGAUUCCUGAUAACAUCAUCAGUACACCUCCCAGCACUCGCUCCACCUUCAUUCCUUGGUACCAUGCGAACCGGAUGCUGAGUUUCUAUGCUCCUGGAUGGUGUGGAGAAAUCCGUGAUGUAAUAUUUUCUGACAAUGGAAGUGUGACUGUGGUAUACCGUGUCACUGUACGAGGAUCCGAUGCAGAGGCACACCGGGAGUCAACUGGAACAGUUUCACCCAGUGAUGGCAACAUUGUUGAUCCAGUUGCUGCAGCAGAGGAAAUAGCUUUCUGCAGGGCAUGUGCCCGAUUUGGCCUCGGCCUGUAUCUGUAUCAUGAGGAUUAGAGAUGCCACUAGGCCAGAUAGUAGGAGUGUGGACCUUGACCUUCUCCAUGCGUCAACUUUUUGUUAAUUAAGAACUAAGAAGUCAGAUAGAUUGCGCUUUCCUCUACGCAUUGAUGUAUAUAUCUGGCAACUGAGUUGCCAUAUGGUCUUAUAUUAUAUGGUUUGGAUUGGGGCAAGCAAAUAAUUGAUCCUAAUGAUCAUAUUCAUGCCUAAUGCUAUGAAAAAUGGA
Messenger RNA from Rosa chinensis, 1025 nucleotides. RefSeq names its product DNA repair RAD52-like protein 2, chloroplastic. Lineage: Eukaryota; Viridiplantae; Streptophyta; Magnoliopsida; Rosales; Rosaceae. The coding region runs from base 200 to 796 and encodes 198 amino acids. Gene Ontology annotation, biological process: double-strand break repair via homologous recombination. The record is from RefSeq and is a predicted model, not a curated record. Gene Ontology annotation, molecular function: DNA binding. The transcript has 4 exons.